GCCGCAACAGCACCCGCGGGAUAUGAUGUCGACUUCAACAAUCCGAAGACGAAGCAUAAUGGCGCGGGAAUCAUCAUAUCGAUCCUAGGAAUGGUCUUGUCGACUCUGUUCAUACUGCUCCGCGUAUACACCAAAACCUUUCUGGCUUCCACUUCCACGUUUGGCAUCGAUGAUAUUGCCAUGGUGCUCGCUUGGCUCCUCUCUAUCGGCCUGCAAAUCAUGGUUGUAUAUCUGUGGUCGAUACCAUCAAUCGGCAUCCACAUGUUCGAGGCAUACCUGCCAGUGGUCAAUAAAGCAGUAUUGCUCAUCUCAGUGUGCUCGAUCUUGUACAUCCCACUCAUGGCUCUUGCCAAAUUCUCCCUCCUAUUCUUCUACCGACGUCUCUCCAUGGACACAUGGUUCCGCUGGGCAGUAUACGGUACUAUGGUUUUCGUCAUCGGAUACAGCGUUGCGCUCUUCUUCGGCCUGCUCUUCGCCUGUACACCUCUGAAAAUGAACUGGGAUAUCACAAUCACAGACGGACAUUGCGCGAACAAGGGCAAGAUGUAUCUCUCCACCGCCGGCUUCAACGCUGCUACCGACGUCAUCCUCCUCGUCAUGCCUAUUCCAAUGGUCUUGAAGCUGCACGUACCAGUCAGGCAGAAGAUCGGACUUUUAGCUAUGUUCACGAUUGGAUCUUUAACGCUCAUUACAUCGCUCGUCCGCCUCGCCCUCCUUCCUCCAAUGGUCUCUGCAACAGACGUAACCUGGGCCAUCUCCACGCCUGCAAUUUGGAUCUGCAUCGAAGCGAACCUCGUCAUAAUCUGCGGCUGUCUUCCCAUCCUCCGUCUCUUCUUCCGACACGUCGCACCUCGUCUGAUAGGAGAAUCCUCA
This is a messenger RNA of Pseudocercospora fijiensis CIRAD86, 873 nucleotides long. RefSeq lists its product as uncharacterized. The transcript is spliced from 4 exons. The annotation marks the transcript as partial. NCBI's taxonomy places the organism in Eukaryota, Fungi, Ascomycota, Dothideomycetes, Mycosphaerellales, Mycosphaerellaceae. The record is from RefSeq and is a predicted model, not a curated record.